This is a messenger RNA of Amaranthus tricolor (Joseph's coat), 698 nucleotides long. RefSeq lists its product as uncharacterized. Gene Ontology annotation, molecular function: double-stranded DNA binding. Gene Ontology annotation, biological process: regulation of DNA-templated transcription; chloroplast organization. The record is from RefSeq and is a predicted model, not a curated record. NCBI's taxonomy places the organism in Eukaryota, Viridiplantae, Streptophyta, Magnoliopsida, Caryophyllales, Amaranthaceae. The transcript has a single exon. The coding region runs from base 96 to 566 and encodes 156 amino acids. Gene Ontology annotation, cellular component: chloroplast.
CCAAGCAAAGAGUUGAGGCGCUGCUUGUUUGGCAGCCUGGUUGCACGUCUCUAGAUACUUCCAGAGUGAAGUAUGGAGUUGAAAAGCUAAAAACAAUGGGUAUUUUGCCAUCUAAUCCAAUGUAUGUACAUACCCUUCGCGUACUCUUGUCUUUGACUGAGAAUUCUUGGGAGAGGAAAUUGAAGGUUUUUGAGAAUUUAGGGUGGUCUUAUGAUGAUUUUAUAUCAACUUUUAAAAAGAAUCAAUUUUGUUUGUGUUGUUCUGAGGAGAAACUUAAACAAUCUAUGGAUUAUUUUGUGAACACCGUGAAGCUUGAUAGGAAAAUUAUUAUUGCGGAUCCUCGGUUGCUUGCAUUUUCACUUAAGAAAAGGAUAGUUCCUAGGUACAUUAUAUGGAAGAUUUUGGAAGAGAGGAAUCUGAAUCCUCCAAAGCUCAUUUGGAUGUUUACUAUACAGGAAAAGGUCUUUCUUGAGCGAUGUGUUGCUAGGUAUUUAGAUACGAAUCCAAAUCUUUUGCGAAUCUAUCAGACCAGCAAGGAGAAGCCCAUCACCUACCAGUCUUGUUAGAAAAUGAAUAGAUUGCUCCUAAUGGCAGGUUAGUUUUUUUGUUAUAUUUUUCAUUUUGCGUUCUCUUUUUUGACAAAUAUUCAAGCAAACCAUAGUUAUUUGAAAGUGUUGAUUCAGUCAAGCUUGUUUAUC